AUGAAAAUUCUUUCCUGGAAUGUUAGAGGCUUGGGUAGGGCAGAUAGAAGGCAAAGGAUUAAGGAAUUUCUAAGUCAGAAAUAUGUGGAUAUGGUUCUGCUGCAAGAAACAAAACGGUCAUGUAUGGAUGAGAGUGGUGUUAGGUCUUUGUGGCCUAUUGAUUCGGUGGAAUUCAUGGAAGUGGGCGCAGAUGGUAGUGCUGGAGGGCUUCUUUGUGUAUGGGACCCUCUGAUCUUCUCAUUAAAGGAGUGCCGCUGUUUCAGAAGUUUCAUACUAUUGGCAGGUAUUAUGCACUCUUCUAUUAAUUGUGUAAUUUGUAACAUUUAUGCUCCAAAUGAAGAUUUGAAUAGGAGAAAGUUAUGGGGUAUUCUUUCCAAUUUGAAGUCUAUUUUUCCUAAUCCUUGGUGCCUAGGGGGUGACUUUAAUGAGGUAAAAAAUAUUAGUAAAAGAAAAGGGUGUGUAAGAAGGGACAGAGGAAUUGGUGAGUUUGUAAAUUUUAUUAGCAACCUUGAAUUGGUGGAUAUCCCAAUGCUUGGUAGGCAAUACACUUGGGGCAAUUCGCAGAGCUGGAACAGGAUUGAUCGAUUUCUAGUUAACCCUGACAGGUUAGAAUGGUUCAGAUACAAGGUUUGGGGUCUACCAAGAUUUUUUUCUGAUCAUAGCCCUAUUCUGCUGAUGGAAGAUGAUAGGAAUUGGGGCCCGAAACCUUUCAAGUUCAUCAAUGCUUGGGUUUUACACCCUGACUUCCUUGAUGAAGCUAAAAGAGCAUGGGAAUCAUCAGGUGUACAAGGUUGGGCUUGUUAUAUCAUCAUGGAGAAGCUGAGAGUUCUAAAAGUAGCACUGAAAAAAUGA
Molecule: messenger RNA, 852 nt
Organism: Camellia sinensis
Lineage: Eukaryota; Viridiplantae; Streptophyta; Magnoliopsida; Ericales; Theaceae
Source: RefSeq, a predicted model, not a curated record